Ahaetulla prasina is the source of this 3259-nucleotide messenger RNA. RefSeq names its product zinc finger protein 708-like. The record is from RefSeq and is a predicted model, not a curated record. NCBI's taxonomy places the organism in Eukaryota, Metazoa, Chordata, Lepidosauria, Squamata, Colubridae. The transcript is spliced from 6 exons. Bases 617 to 3094 code for a protein of 825 amino acids. Gene Ontology annotation, molecular function: DNA-binding transcription repressor activity, RNA polymerase II-specific. Gene Ontology annotation, biological process: negative regulation of transcription by RNA polymerase II.
UUUGGGCCACUUUCUCUUUUGGGGAGAGAUGACGGCAUCUUCCAGUAUCUCAGGGGCUGCCGGAAAGAAUAUUUAUUUUUUAUUUUCUCUUCCCUUCCCUUCUAUUCUAUCAAUAAGAAGCAGACCGAAGGAAAGAGGUGGAAGUGGGGAUGCGCGAUAUAUAAGAAAUCAACCAAAUCGCUCUGGAAUGCAUUUGGGUUGAUAUGAAAGCGGGAGAAGAAGAACCACAGGCGCUUCCCCAUUGGCCCACUGGAGGGCGAACGUCUCAUCUGACUCUCCAGAAGAGGCUGAGAAGGAAGUGACAUCACAAACGCUUGACUCUCUAGGACUCUGCACUCGCUCUCCUUAAUCCCUGGGACCCCGGAGGAGGCGGAGAGGCUCCGGGAGAAUCUGGCGGGGGGCGCGGGGACAUCCAGACGUGCCCCGGAUACAGAAACUGGAAACCAUUUGUGGUCUUUGCAAGGCAAACUUUUCUCUUGGGGGAGAAAAAAAGAGCGGAAUCACCUGCAGGGAUCAGUCCUGCGGCCCUAGAAAUGGUCCCGUGAAGGAAACGGCAUCUGGAGACCCACCAGAGUCCUUGGAGCCAUUUGGAGUUGCUCUGCAGGACAGAGAAAGGAUGGAGGCACAACCUUUGGGAAAGGAGGGAGCCAGAAAAGGCCUUUCAGCUGCUCAACCUGGGAAGGGGGGGAAGCUCUGGACAAGAACCGGGCAGAAGAUCCUGGAGGAGGAAACCAUCCUCCCUUCAGAAGUUCAGCCCUGGAGCUUCCUCCAAUACCGGGAGGCUGAGGGUCCCCGAGGACUUUGCAGCCGACUCCAUGACUUUUGCAGGCGAUGGCUGAGACCAGAAAAGCACACCAAAGCCCAGAUACUGGACCUGGUGGUUCUGCAGCAUCUCCUAUUCCUUCUGCCCCCAGAGAUGGAGGGCUGGGUGCGGGAGUGUGGAGCAGAGACCAGCUCCCAGGCGGUGGCCCUGGCGGAAGGCUUCCUCCUGAGCCAGGCGGAGGAGCAGAAGGAGCAGGUCCAGUUGCAGUGUUGCACUGUGGAGAUCAGAGAUCCUGAGGGAAAGAAGAACCCAUCAAAUCCCCCUCAGGACCUAUUUUUCAGGAGGAUCCUUUGCGAAGACCCAAGUCAGGACACCUCAGGAGAGAAACAAAGAAUGAAGCUUUCUGGUUUUUAUGAUGGAGAUCAAACAGCGAUUGACCCUCCAAAUCAAGAGAGUCUUGUGUCCUUCGAGGAGGUGGCUGUGUCUUUCUCUGAGGAGGAAUGGUCUCAGCUGGAUCCGGACCAGAAAGCGUUGCAUUUGGAAGUCAUGCUGGAAAACCAUAGGAACGUGGUCUCUCUCGGUAAUGAUGGGCAGGAGAAUCAAGAUUCCUCUGAACUGUUCCAAGUGAUCUAUGCUAAAGAUGGAACAGGGAAGUUUGGAAUUCGAAUGGAAUUAGGAAGCCAUGAGAGAAACCAGUCAAAGAAUUGGAAUCAGGAAAGUUCCACCGAUGAUCCGAUGGAAGACUUUCUUGCCCAACAAGAGAAAAUAAGGGAAAAAUAUGUUGAGAAAAGUGUGAAGCUAAUCAAAGCUAAAAUACAAGUAAAUGAACACUAUUUAACCCAAAACAAAGGAGAAGAUGCUAUAAGAAGACACAACGGACAAAAUUACAAUGGGACAUUCAUUCUUUCUCUUGGAAAUAACUUCAUUACAUCUGAAAAAACGAUUGACACAAAAGAGAAAACUUAUAAAUGUUUGGAAUGUGGAAAAUGUUUUAGAAUAAGCGGGCAACUUACUAUCCAUAAAAGGAUUCACACAGGGGAGAAGCCAUAUAAAUGCAUGGAGUGUGGAAAGACCUUUGCUCAAAGAGGUCAUCUUAUUUCCCAUAAGAUGAUCCACACAGGGGAGAAGCCGUAUAAAUGCAUGGAGUGUGGAAAGACCUUUGCUCAAAGAAGUAGUCUUAUUUCCCAUAAGAUGAUCCACACAGGGGAGAAGCCGUAUAAAUGCAUGGAGUGUGGAAAGACCUUUGCUCAAAGAAGUAGUCUUAUUUCCCAUAAGAUGAUCCACACAGGGGAGAAGCCGUAUAAAUGCAUGGAGUGUGGAAAGACCUUUGCUCAAAGAAGUAGUCUUAUUUCCCAUAAGAUGAUCCACACAGGGGAGAAGCCGUAUAAAUGCAUAGAGUGUGGAAAGACCUUUACUCGAAGAGAUAGUCUUAUUUCCCAUAAGAUGACCCACACAGGGGAGAAACCGUAUAAAUGCAUGGAGUGUGGAAAGACCUUUGCUCAUAGCAGUACACUUACUAAACAUAAAAGAAACCACACAGGGGAGAAACCAUUUCAAUGCACGGAGUGUGGAAAAACCUUUGCUCAUAGCAAUACACUUACUAACCAUAAAAGAAACCACACAGGAGAGAAGCCGUAUAAAUGCAUGGAGUGUGGAAAGACCUUUGCUCGAAGAGAUAGUCUUAUUUCCCAUAAGAUGAUCCACACAGGGGAGAAGCCGUAUAAAUGCAUGGAGUGUGGAAAGACGUUUACUCAGAGCAGGGGACUUAGAAGCCACAAAAAGAUCCACUCGGGAGAGAAACUAUUUAAAUGUAUGGAGUGUGGAAAGACCUUUGCUGACAAACGUAAUCUUAUUUCCCAUAAGAUGACCCACACAGGGGAGAAACCAUUUAAAUGCAUGGAGUGUGGAAAGACCUUUGCUCAUAGCAGUACACUUACUAACCAUAAAAGAAACCACACAGGGGAGAAGCCAUAUAAAUGCAUGGAGUGUGGAAAGACCUUUGCUCAUAGCAGUACACUUACUAACCAUAAAAGAAACCACACAGGGGAGAAGCCAUAUAAAUGCAUGGAGUGUGGAAAGACCUUUGCUCGAAGUGGUCAUCUUAUUUCCCAUAAGAUGAUCCACACAAGAGAGAAGCUGUAUAAAUGCAUGGAGUGUGGAAAGACGUUUAUUCAGAGCAGUGGACUUAGAAGCCACAAAAAGAUCCACUCGGGAGAGCAACCAUUUAAAUGCAUGGAAUGUGGAAAGAGCUUUGCUCAGAAUGGUCCUCUUACUUCUCAUAAAAGGAUCCACGCUCAGGAAAAACUAUAUAGCAAUAGCAAUUCCACUUAGAUUUAUAUACUCCUCCACAAUGCUUUACCACUUUAUCUCUGAGCAGUUUGCAAAUCUGGGUCCUCAUUUUAGGAACCUCAGAAGGAUGAAAGGAUGAAUUAAUUACUAAAAGUAAUCUAUACGAGUUGAAGGUGUUUUCAAUAAAAUGCCAAUUUGAAACUUCAA